Drosophila ficusphila is the source of this 6434-nucleotide messenger RNA. RefSeq lists its product as uncharacterized. Gene Ontology annotation, biological process: adenylate cyclase-activating adrenergic receptor signaling pathway. Lineage: Eukaryota; Metazoa; Arthropoda; Insecta; Diptera; Drosophilidae. The transcript has 7 exons. Gene Ontology annotation, molecular function: G protein-coupled receptor activity. Gene Ontology annotation, cellular component: membrane. The record is from RefSeq and is a predicted model, not a curated record.
GGUAACAACGGCGUCUUAAGCGGAAUAAAUUGGCGGCGGUUGCCAACAAGUGACGAUUUUAAAAACGAUUGGUAGAAGUGCUCUCGCGCGAUUCUGGUCAACAGUGCUAACCAUACAUAAAAAAGGGAAUUGGUUUAAAAUUUGUGCUAACAACAAUUUAAAAAUAAAUAUCGUUUACAAUUGUGCUUAACCAAUUUUCACAAAAAUUGUCUGCAACCCGGCGCGUUGUAUAAAUAAUUAAUUUGUCUAAAUUUAAAACAUUGACGAGUUUAAAUUGACGGGAACCCAGGAGCCAAUUGUUUCACAAACUUCCGGCGAUUCCGUGCCAUAAAAUGUUUGCCACCAAUAUCCGUUCGGUUGCCGUUGGAGUCGCCGUGGUGCCGUAAGCUCGUCCUGUCCCUCCGCGGAUCCUGAUCCCGCAUCCCUUACUCAUUUCCGGUGCAGUCCGGCUGCGGCCUUUUACAUUUGCAAUUCGAAUCGCAUCGAAUCGAAUCCAAUCGAAACGGAACGUAACGGAACGAAUCGCGAGGACCCUUCCGAUAUUACCCCUUCCACAUUUUUUUGGUCGCGUUUCAUAUGCGUGGGCUAAUUAGCAUGCGGCAUUCGCAGCAAUUAGAGUAGAGGCGAGCACAAUCGGAAUAAUAACGCGGAAUGGAAGAGGAUGUGUAUGCCUCGCUGGGUGCUUACAACGACAGCGGUGGCGAGGAUUGGUCGAGUGCGGAGCACCUCGUCCUGUGGGAGGAGGAGCUGCCCGGGGAGAAUGCCAGCCAGCGACACCACAAUCACCUUCAGCUGGCCACGUGGAAUGCCAGCAAUGGCACCGCCCCAACCACCACCACCACCACGAUUACCACGCUCGAGGACGUCCCCUUCGAUGCCAACAACUACUGGGCCCUGUUGGCCCUCGUCCUCGUCCUGGGAACGGCGGCCGGGAACAUCCUCGUCUGCCUGGCCAUCGCCUGGGAGCGCCGGCUGCAGAAUGUGACCAACUACUUCCUCAUGUCACUGGCCAUCACCGACCUGAUGGUCGCCGUCCUGGUCAUGCCGCUGGGCAUCCUUACGCUGGUGAAAGGAUACUUUCCUUUGGGCUCGGAGCACUGCUUGACCUGGAUCUGCCUGGAUGUCCUCUUCUGCACGGCGAGCAUCAUGCACCUGUGCACCAUCUCCGUGGACCGUUAUUUAUCGCUGCGCUACCCGAUGAGAUUUGGACGGAACAAAACCCGCCGGAGAGUCACACUCAAAAUUGUUUUCGUGUGGCUCCUGAGCAUCGCCAUGAGUUUGCCAUUGAGCUUGAUGUAUUCGAAGAAUCACGCCUCGGUGCUGGUGAAUGGAACUUGCCAGAUACCGGAUCCGGUGUACAAGCUGGUCGGCUCCAUUGUGUGCUUCUACAUUCCGCUGGGCGUGAUGCUGCUGACAUAUUGCCUGACCGUCCGCCUUUUGGCCCGGCAGAGGCAGAACCUGGGCGGUGGCCAGCAGACGGCGGCAGCCACUCCCGGAUGGGCCAGUGGGUGGCUCGGCCAAGCUCCGGCCUUGGAACGACGAUGCACCUGGCGCCGCCUCCUGAAACCGGGACCGGGGAACGCCUCCUCCGUGCUGCACGCCCACUCCGCCAAUUCCACGGACACGGAUCUCAGCACUUUGGACAACCACGAGCUCUGGCUGCCCGAUUCCAGCAUAAAGGAGCCCACGCCGACGACAAUGACGGCUCUGCACCAGUUUGGCGCCGAAAUGCUGAAGCUCUCCCGCGGCCUGGAGUCGGUGGCCUCCUCCUCCACCACGGGAUCGCCCACCAAAUCCGAGUUUUCGCUAUCGAACCACCUGCAGCUGCAGUACCCCAGCAGUCCCCAGCGAUACGCGACCCACCAGCAGUCCGUGCCUCAGUCCCACCAGCCGCAUCAUCACCACAAUCAGCCGAAUCCCGGAAGCGCAUACCACCAGCAGACCUCGCCGAAGAAUCGCCAGGGGACCACCGCACUGGGCUUGUCCACCACCACGCUGGGAAUCGAGCGGGAGAGCACCCGGAACUCCUUGGCCAGCAGUCGAAUGGGGGAGCAGAGCGACGGGACUCUCUCCCAGCUUUCUCAGCGAAUCCGGGCGUAUAAGAAGCGCCGGAGGGCAUCUUCGGCGGUUCCAGGACGCGAUCGACGCUCCGGUGUGGAGGACGACGACGGCGACGAGGAUCUGGACACUCUGACGUCGACGCUGCGCCGCCACAAGCGUCACAAUAGCUUGCCGAAGAACGCGCUCUACCCGCGACACACCACCGUACAGGAGAGCCUCGACGACGACGACGAGGAGGAGGAGGAGGAGGUUCGGAAGGAGCAGCAGUCGAAGACCAAGUUCUGCCACUCGGACACGGAGCUGGAUCCGCCGCAGAACCAGAAGCAGUGCCACAUUGCUGGCCAGAACCACCAGUCGGACUACCUACAGCUGCCCUCCGUGUGCACGUGUCCCUACUUCGGGGACAGGCCGCUCCAGAACUGCGUGAAGACGGCGGAGGUGAAGAUCAUCUCGUCCGCCUUCCGGGUGACCACCACCACGACAGCGGUGAGCAGCUCGCCCAGCGAGAUGGAGCUGCUCAUGUGCAGUGCGGGCAACAAGAAGUCGCUGACCUCCAGUGUGAGUGCGGGGAUCACGGGAGGAUCCUCGGGAGCAGGACCUCCGCAGACAGGUGGCUCCACCUUGAGUCCCCAUUCAGCGCAAAAUCAAGGCAGCUCGCUAACGGUCCAGAGCGACGGGAGUGGCUUCCUGGCUGCUCCGGGGACGCCCUGUCCCGGAAGGAGAAAGCUGAGCAUCUCGAAGACCGCCUCGGUGGUCACCUGGGACUCGGGGCGCCACCGCAGGAGGGGCAGCAGCUUCGGCGGAGUGAGGACCUCGCUGCUGCUUACGCCCACGAAAACGGCCACCGCCUCCACUUCGUCCACGCCGCUGAGGAGAUCGGCCACGCUGCGGAGCCACCAGAACAUGAACUACCAGGGAGCGGGCGAGUGCGGGGGAAAGGCCAGGACAACUACUUCCUCACCCUGCAUGUUGCAAAGGCAGCAGACUGUGCGGUCGCACCACUCGCGCAACUCGAGCGUGAUAUCGAGGAACUCCUCGCGGCACGGCAGGAUCAUCCGGCUGGAGCAGAAGGCCACCAAGGUGCUCGGAGUGGUGUUCUUUACGUUCGUGAUUCUGUGGUCGCCCUUCUUCGUCCUGAAUCUUUUGCCGACGGUGUGCGCGGAGUGCGAGGAGCGGAUCAGCCACUGGGUCUUCGACGUGGUCACCUGGCUGGGCUACGCCAGCUCCAUGGUGAACCCCAUCUUCUACACCAUCUUCAACAAGGUGUUCCGGCAGGCGUUCAAGAAGGUCCUGCUCUGCCGCUACUCCAGCACGAGUGCCUGGCGACCCAGCAGAUAGCAGACGCCGGUGAAGCCCGGCAAGCUCAAGCCGAAUCUAAAUCCGCAUCCGCAUCCGCACAAGUGCGCCAGCGUGGACUUCCAGGACUCCACCACAACUGCUGCCCCGGUGCGGGGUGUCCUCAAAAGAAGUGUGGCGGUGGCAAGUGACAUCUAAGUCGGGGGCAAGCGGUCACUUGGCCUGCGGUCCACCGCACAACGUGUCGUAUACACAAUCUCCGAGGGAAACCCAUUCGCAUUCCCCAUUCCUCACCCAUUCGCAUUCCCAUUCCACUUUGCUCGCACGUGUGUCUUUGGGGCUUAAACGCUUAUGUGCCUCUAAUUAAUUUCAAAUUCAAUUUGCAUGCCACCGAGAGCACAUGGCCGAGGAGUGGAUUGGACCGGAGUGGCAUUCCCACUGGGUUUCCAAGGGUACGGAAUUAAGUUCGCCGCAGACAGGAGCAUAACGAGCAUAGUGUUUCUCCUCGUGUGGUUCCCCCUAAUUUUACCCCUCCAAUUUCCUCCUUCGAUUUCACCCAACUAUUUCCAUGGUUUUCAGCACUCGGUGGGGUUGCAAUUAAUUGCGGAAUGUUUGUUUUGCAUUAAUAUAAUCCCAGAAACCACUUGAGCUUCAAACAAAUUGUGUUGAGUGGGCGUCUAAAUUUUAAUGCACAGGGAAUUCACACUUUGCCAUUUGUAGAUACCUUAAUUAUUCAGAAGAGUCCUUUCAGAAUUAUUUCAAAGAAUUUGAUUAAUUUAUAUGAUAGCACAUCUUAACAAAUAUCCUUGAGGCGCGGUCCUUAAGCUAACCAGUUUUCCAUUUCUUUAAAUUGCCUAAAGAAACAAUAAUGUCGCCGAGCAAACUCCAAUCGAUAAACGCUAUUUUGUUCGGCAUUCGGCAAUUAUGCAUUAAAUUUAUGGGGAAAUUCGCCACCCGCAAAUGCACAAAGAAUUUCAUUUGUGAUUUGUGACUUUUGUUGUUUGUUCGAGUGGCUACCACCGCUCGCCGGCCGCCAGAUUGCUAUUUUUAUUUGAAAAGUUCAUUCAUUUUGUUUUAUUUCUGUGGCCAAAUGAAAAAUUUCAGCUGGUCACGUAAGAAUUUGACGGUCAGGAUGUGGAUGUGGAUGUGGAUGUGGACGCGGAUGCGGAUGUAGACGAGGUUCCCAGAGGCCAGGAGGUACAAUCCAGAGGCUAAGCGCAAACAAAAAAAAAAGGGGGAUGGGAAAAAAAAACAGAGAAAAGCCGGAGCAGCUGCCUGAAGGACAUCAAACAACAAGGGGCCAACUGUAAUAACGAAAGCCGGAUGAAAGUUUCCAAUGUGCUGCCAAGUUUUAAAGCCCCAGAUGAGCGGUUCCUCGGUGGAGGGGGCCAAAUGAUAGGUAAUGACGCCAUUAGUGGCAGCCACUCAAAGGGCCUGUCUCGAUGACACCUCACAAACAGCCGGCAAAAUUUGUACCAUUUUCGCUGACAAAUUUUUAGCGCCCCCGAACUUCGGCGAAUGUCGCCGACUGAAAAUGCUGAGGACAGACAUAAGGAAGCCCCCGUGGCACUUGGAAAUUUAUAGCAAUUUUAUCGCCGGCGGAAAUAUUUUUUCCACUUCAUUGAAUCCCCGGCAAAAGGCAGAAACGAGAAGGCAGAAGGCAGAAGGCAGAAGGCAGGUCGCGGUCCUCGGGUCGCAAAGUGUCGCACUCGGGGAACUUCAUUGAACUUUAAUGGCAGGCCGGCGGGCAAACAACAAAGGCCGUCAGAGACAGUCGUUGGGCAGGUCCUGAACCCACUUCCGCUUCCUUCAACACCACUCCUUCCGCUGACUCUGCAACAUAUGCUCGUUUCGAAGGCAAGAAAACAAAAAAAACUAGCAGGAGAACUUAUGUGGCAAAAGCCAAAUACCCUGAAAAAAACUAUUGCAAAUAGAAGUCAUCAGAAACUUCUCUUGAUUUCCCUUAUCUGUUCUAUUUUCACAGAAAUAUUCAUAAUCAGAAUAUAUUUACCACUUUUAAACAGGAUGUUUUUAUAUUUUAAGUUUUCUCCAAAACAACUUUCAAACGGUCCUUCCACAACACAAAAUGGCCAUAACAAAUUCAAAGCCUAAGUACACUGCAAGGAACUUCUCUCUAAACGUUAACUAAAACUUUUCCGGCUUUAUUGAUCUGAUUAAAAAGUUGGAGAGUUUUCAAACUUUCUAAGAGGCAAAAUCGUACACAAUAGACAAGUAUUUGACAGUGGAAAAUACUCAACGCAUUGCAUCAAAACAUUGUCUGAAGCACACACAACCUAGAACAACUACACGGUAGCAUAAGUUUAAAACGAAUUUAAAACAAACUCACAGCAAACUAAUGUAACUUGUAAUCGGUGUUUUGAGCGCUAAAUACUAACUACUAAGACGUUAGUGUACUGUAAAUUGUAGUUUGAUUUAUGAAGUAAAUCAAAAAAGGGGAGCAUUGUGACAAAACGCUUUUACCAGUAGUCCUAGUCGUAACGAGUGGCAUUUCGCAGAUGCAAACUCCAAACGUAAACUGAUCUAUGGAAUAAGUAACUCUUGUAAAUACUUCAACCACCAACAAUCAUGUUAUGUAUUAAUUGUGUUUAGCUUAAGACAGUGAUUUAAGUCCUGAUCGGAUUAGAUUAUAGCGUAGCUUGAUCAGGAUGUCUUGUGAUUUGUGGACAGAUAGAACAUAUUAUCGAAUGAAAAAAAGUAACUAUUACACACCUCCAACAGACAAUGGGUAACAAAGAGCAUUUUCCAAGGGUCAAACUUAUGGUUUCCACACUGCGAAACUUUCGAAUUUGUAAGAGAACUUAGAGAAAUAACCGAAGACCAAGCUCAUGUUGCUUGUUUGUUUUGCAUAUAAGCUAAAUAAAUCAAAAUUGAUUUCCCCGAGACAGAUAAAUUGAUGUAUUAAAUAAAGGACAUAUCCCCAUGUAUAAGUGUGUAUUUUACGAUAGCCAUAGCGAAUCCUUCCUAAUCUAAGUCAAAGACACUGAAACGUAGAUAAAGAAAUAUGUGAAACAUAUUAGCUAUAAUGUAUUAUGAUUUAUGAAAAAUGUUUUCUCAUU